Molecule: messenger RNA, 3199 nt
Organism: Tigriopus californicus
Lineage: Eukaryota; Metazoa; Arthropoda; Copepoda; Harpacticoida; Harpacticidae
Product: beta-1,4-mannosyltransferase egh-like
Exons: 6
Coding region: 744-2207 (487 amino acids)
Cellular component (GO): cytoplasm
Molecular function (GO): beta-1,4-mannosyltransferase activity
Source: RefSeq, a predicted model, not a curated record
GUGUGUAGUCCACAGGAAGGAGCGUUAGGAUAGAAGUAAAUAGAAGGGCGGGCAGGAGCGAGGAGGAGGGUUUGGCCAACCUUAAAGGUCUUUUUACACAAACAAUCCCAGCCAAUUGAGAGGGCGAGGUGCGUCGUUGCCGAGUGUUUGUUCCCGUUUCAUGAGGUUGAGCGUGGGGGAGGCUUUCUUCCGCUGGGUGUCGGCCUUCUUUUUGUCGCGAUAUCUGUAGCCAUUGGCAGCAACAGAGGCGUUCUUGGGAACAAUGACUUCAAUGAUAUGAAUUAUUCACUGUCAAGCAACAACAGGAAUCGCAUUUUUGAUCAUCCAUCAAGGCCUCAGACAUUUGGGCUGCAUGCAUGCGGGCAUACUUCAACUAUCGUUUCAUACUACUACUAAAACUGUUACUUGUAUUGAUCUCCCAGCCUUGGAAAGUGCUCGAGUGUGGAGUGUUUGACAGUCCUUUUUACGUGCCCUUAGGUCAUGUGGUAGAUAAGUUGAAGUCCGACAAUCUUUCAUUUAUCUCGUCUUUGACGUCAAAAAAAAACUUGGAAGGCCGUCCCGUUGUGUUCGUAGACGAGUGACGAGAAAGCACGGCCUUCAUUAUUUAUGGAGUAAUCAAGGCCACUUGUACCCUCCCAGUAAUCGGAUCCCAUGACAUGAGAAUGGACAGUGCGUCGUUAUAUUCCAUAGAAAGGGAAUAUCCAGGUCUGUUCAUCGCGACUUGAGAGUCCAUUUCCAAGACAAUGCCAGAAGUACUUUUGGGGCCUGCUUUUCGCCAUGCCCUAUUCGUAUUCAUUUUCUUGUUCUGGAUAUUGCUCUUCGGAUACUUUGCCGGAUCCAUCCGAUUUCAAGAGACCUUCGUCGACACCGUCAAUCCUUGGACGGAGUAUGGAGUGUUGGCCACGUGUUUCAAUGUGGUUUUAAGGCUCAUGGCCUUCUUGGCCGUGCCACAAACGUUGUUCAAUUUUAUGGGGUUCAUCAAAUACCCGUCCUUUCCGGAGAAAAUCGUGCUUAAAAGCUCGCCACUUUUGGCUCCAUUUGUGUGUGUUCGGGUGGUGACCCGAGGGCUUUAUCCAAAUCUAGUCAAGGAGACUGUGAGAAGAAAUCUCGAAACCCUGAGUAAUGUGGGGGUGGAAAACUAUGUGGUUCAAGUCGUUACAGACAUCAAAAUUAACCUGAAUGAAACUAAGCGCCUUCAAGAGAUCUUGGUCCCCUCGUCGUACACAACGAAAUCAGGGGCUCUAAAUAAGUCCAGAGCGCUACAAUACUGUCUCGAAGACGAUGUGAAUAUCCUUGGUGAUGAUGACUGGAUCAUCCACUUGGACGAGGAAACUCUUCUCACCGAGAGCUCGGUCAAGGGCAUACUGAACUUCAUCAAUGAGGGGAAGCAUGACUUUGGCCAAGGUCUCAUUACAUACGCCAGCACGCCGGUUCAUUUCCGAUCGUGGUGGAAGUCUUUUCAGAAUCGGAUCUGCACAGUUGCCGAUAGCUUCAGAGUGGCUGAUGACCUUGGAAAAAUUCGCUUUCAAUUCAAAACCUUUCACGCGCCAAUCUUUGGGUGGAAAGGGUCAUAUGUUGUAACCAAGCUUGGAGCCGAAAGAAAAAUAACUUUUGAUAAUGGACCAGAGGGCUCCAAGGCCGAGGACGCUUUCUUUGCCAUGUUGGCCAUGGAUGCUGGCCUUACAUUUGAUUUUAUAGAAGGGGAAAUGCACGAAAAAUCGCCUUUCACCUUCUCAGAUUUCUUCAAACAACGUAAGCGUUGGAUGCAAGGUAUAUACAUGGUGGUUGCCUCCCCGUUGAUAACAUGGGCCACCAAGGGUCUCUUGGCCAUGUCUUUGGUGUCGUGGCUCACCCUGCCAUUGUCCACUUUGGCCAAUUUAGUGCUAGUCAACUACUACCCAUUCAGCAUGGGCGUGGUCCUAGAUUUCCUGCUGGGAUUGGUGGGUGCUAUAGGCUUCUUUAUGUAUGGAUUUGGCUACGUCCGCCAACACCCUAUUCAAAGAUAUUCGUGGAUCCGAUUACUUUUGGUGGUGCCCGAGAUCGUGAUAUCCUCCGGGGUCAGUAUUAUCGCCGAGAAUUGCGCCGUUUGCACCAUGUGGGUGGGGGAUUGGUACGAUUUUUACAUCGUGGACAAAGAGCUCGAAGAAUUUGAAGAGAUCGAAGAAUCUCAAGUGAAACCGCAAGGGCGAUUGAUUGAAACUGUUUAGUUUUUUAUUUUUAUUUUUUUUAUAUUAAUACUCUACAUCUUCUUGCUUGCCUCAAAUUGAGCUGCACUUCUGAUUGCCUUGUCACGCCUAAUCAAGGCCGAAUCUUGGCAUAGAAACAAUCUGAGAUCAUUGUGAGUACUUUUCUACAUGAAGAAACUUAAGAAAACGCUUCACUCCAAAUAUUGCCCACAACACAUUUUCCAUAAGAGAACUAGAAAAAUUUAUAUCAUAACCCCGUUACAGUUAGUCGUUUUCUGACUUUCUUAAGGAGUAUUUCCUUAUCGCUUAUCGGCAUUCAAUUUCUUGAUGUCAAAAGGUAUUCACACUUAUCUCAAAUUAUUUUAAAACUAGGUAAUCGGCCUUGAAAUGAGGUGUUAUUUCUUGUGAUAUGCUCAAAAAAGCGCGCCAAAAAUCGCUUUUCGUUUGAUGAUUGUGCCUGUUCAGUGUUGCCACCAAAUGCCCUCCUUAAUUCAGACCAGGAAUGCCAAAAUUGAAAAGAGAAUGCCGCCCAUUGAUGUCGCUGUUACGCCAAGUAGACUUUGUGCAUAGCGCUAUGUGAUAGAAACCGCGCGUUAGAUUAAGAUUAAAUCAAUCAAACCAUGAAUGAAGUAAAAGCAUGACUCGAUGUGCUCGAGAAGACCGUCUCCUUUUUUCAAGCCUUUGGUUUCGACGACUCUUGUCAGAUAUUGAUAUGUGGCUUGAAUUUUUGUUCAACAAACUGAUGAAAAAUUGACACGAUCCAUUGCCCAAAAACGUUCAUUUUGAGACCGCGACUAUUUGAGUUUGCGUCACAUUUAAUGCUGUUUUCAGACCCACGACAAACACAGUAAAACUGGUUCUGGAAGGAUAUUUUACGCCAUACUGGAAUUCUCGUUUGAAUCUCACACCGUCUAUGCAUUUAUGUUCUAAAAAGUAACAUUUGCGUGGCUUGGUUCCUUUUAAGAUUUAUUGUGCCAUUUUCACCUAUUCAAUAAAGAAAAAAGCCAAAUGAA